Molecule: messenger RNA, 1675 nt
Organism: Trichoplax adhaerens
Lineage: Eukaryota; Metazoa; Placozoa; Uniplacotomia; Trichoplacea; Trichoplacidae
Exons: 10
Coding region: 1-1326 (441 amino acids)
Molecular function (GO): zinc ion binding; betaine-homocysteine S-methyltransferase activity
Source: RefSeq, a predicted model, not a curated record
AUGACUACUGGCAAUGACCAAAUCUGCUUUCUUUCAAGCAAGGAUUUCGCAUCAGCAUCGACUACAGCAGUAAUAGCGAGCUGGAAAAUCUGUCCUAGCAGCGUUACAACUGAUUCUCUUCACAUUGAUUCCAAUUUUUCAUCUUUUUUUCCUAACCAGGGAAUUCUUGAGCGCUUGAAUGAAGGUGUCGUUAUUGGAGAUGGCGGUUUCGUAUUUGCUUUAGAAAAACGUGGCUACGUCAAGGCUGGUCCAUGGACACCAGAAGCCGUUAUCGAAUAUCCAGAAGCCGUCAAGCAAUUGCAUCGUGAAUUCUUAAGAGCCGGAUCGGAUGUUAUGCAAUGCUUUACCUUUUAUGCCAGUGAAGAUAAAUUAGAGAAUCGUGGUAAUAAAGCGGCUCAGCAUGGUGUCGGAGCAGUGAAUGAAGCCGCUUGCAAAAUUGCUCGUGAAGUUGCUAACGAAGGCGAUGCUUUAAUCGCUGGUGGAAUGUGCCAAACCCCAACUUAUCUAUCUGGGGGCAAUAAAGAAACAGUCCAGAUAGAAUUUCAAAAACAGGCAGAUGCUUUUGUAAAGUGCGGUGUAGAUUUUCUCAUCUGUGAGUACUUUGAACACGUUGAAGAAGCAACUUGGGCUGUCGAAGUCUGUAAAAAGACCGGCAUGGCUGUUGCCGCUACAUUGUGUAUUAACGAUGAGGGAGAUAUGCAUGGCGUAUCCACCGCAGAUUGUGCCGUAAAGCUUGCUAAUGCUGGAGCUGAUAUUAUUGGAAUAAACUGCCAUUUCGAUCCUGAUGCCACCUUAGCUGGAAUUCGUGAAAUGAAGAGAGGCUUAGAUGAAGCUGGCUUGAAACGUCAUUUGAUGAGCCAACCGCUAGCAUUCAAGACACCAGAUGUAAACAAGCAGGGAUUUAUUGACUUGCCUGAAUUUCCUUUUGCUCUGGAACCACGUAUACUUACAAGAUGGGAUUGUCACCGUUACGCCAGAGAAGCCUAUGAUCUCGGAGUUCGAUACAUUGGUGCUUGUUGUGGAUUUGAGCCUUACCACGUUCGAGCUAUUGCGGAAGAAUUAUCUAAAGAACGAGGAUGUUUACCUGCAGCUAGUGAGAAACAUGAUAUGUGGGGAGGUGGAUUGCAACUUCACACCAAGCCUUGGGUUCGAGCAAGAGCUCGACGUGAUUACUGGGAAAAUCUAAGUCCAGCUUCUGGCCGUGCGGAAAGUUCUGCCUUUUCUAAGCCGAAUGCGUGGGGAGUAACUGCUGGCGACGAUUUAUUAAAACAACAAAAGGAAGCAACCACUCUAGCAGAAAUCUCCAAUCUAGCUGGUAGAUCAUAAAGAGUUAUAUAGGAAUCUAACUAAGCUAAACUAACUCCAUGUUGAUAACAUCUCGAUAAGCAGCUGUUUGGAUUUGCAUCUAUUCUUUUAUUUAAAUGUAGCUAUGUGAACAUCUGUAAUCAGUAAAUUAUUCUCCAGGCUAACCGUCACUUAAACUUGCUUGUUACAUUUGUAGCAAUACUUGAGUAACAUUCAUGAAGCCAUGAUUCUUUGUUUGUUUACCUCAUGGUUAAAAAUAUCGUCAAUUUAUUGUCGAAAUGCAAUAUCACUCAUAUGUUAAAUAUUGGUAUUUUGAAUAUUUAGCUAACUGUAGUUGUAGCCCAGCGUGAUAAUAAACCAAUAAAAUACC